AUGGCCCACACGAGCGAUCGUAUACGUCAGUUGGAGGACGCCCUUGCCAUCUUGCAGUCGACAGUUAGCAAAAAACCACACCUGCUGCUUGACCGUGAGCUGUUGAAGAUCAAGUCGAGUACUGCCGAGCUUCAUUCGGCCGUGGAAGGUGAAGAACAUGAGAGCCCAGACCACCAGGAACAAGCGGAAGAAUCACAAUAUAUAGAGGCCUGGCUAUUCGCGAUGACGGAGCCGCUACUGUACUUUCUAUGGUCGAUCGGCAUGCUCGGAGGUGGCGAAGCCACCUCCCCACUCGAACGCUCGCUCCAACGCGACCCCAGCGGAACCGUCUGGCCAGCCCAGCCCAGCCCACUCAGCCAGAUCCACAACAUCGCCAGAGAUAAGCUCCCUCGCCUUCUUGCAGCAAAAGUUGGCUGGCCGUACAUCCUCAAGGGCCGGAUACGUUACACAAAGCGGCUCAUUGGAUGCUGUAUUCUCAGCUCUGCUGGAAUGCUGAUAUGUUCACUCGCAGCUCUAACCUACAAGCGCUUGCUUACUUUUUUCUUGCAAAUCGUCGCAUUCUUUAAUAGCCUUGCCAUGAGACUUCUCGGCAUCAGCCUUGCAUACUUCUCGUCGGCUGGGUUCAAUCAUUCUUUAAAGUCGGCUAUUUUGCUUCGAGUACCGGAGCUGCUGGCUGGUCGGCCCAUUAUUUGGUGGGAGAUGCGUGGUUUGGGUGUCCGCGUUGGAGUAGGGUCAUCAUCAAUCAUGCCAUUAAUAAUCCCGCUCGCCUAUUCCUUCCUGCUUCCCCAUAGCUCGUCUUUCCUCUAUUCUGUUACGCCAACUGUCUAUGAAGACGCUUUAAGCCCGCCCCCGGCGCUUUCGGCGCAGCCAUACACUCCUAUCGCCCUAGAUGAAGAUGAAGAUGGGGAAGAAGAAGGAACUCUCGCCCCCGGACCCAAACAGGGUGUGGCGCUUAGUUCAGCCCCUUCUCCUGAAGUACAUGCUUCCAUUAUUCUGCGUUUAUCUCUACACCAUCAAUCAGGUCUGUCUGAACUCCUCUUCACUGACUCACCAACCUCUGAUCCGUGUUUCUCGACAAUCAAGGGGAUCGGUCCGACACUUCUGUAUCCUGUGCCAUCGGCGAAAGAUCACUGGCUGCUCAGCAAGAUCAUCCACUCAGUCAGGGAUUACUAUCCCCUGUGGCAACUUGUCUAUCAAUCAACCGUCUUCCUGUCCAGAUCCUCUAUUUCAUUCGGGAUCCCUGCUCUUCCCCAAAGCAUGCUCCCGCUAUCCGCCAUCAUUCAAGCCGUUAUCCUCGUCGUCCUAUUCUACGAGUCAGCGGUAGGAUUGUUUGACGACGGCGAUGAGGCUUGGAGCGUCUUGCUCGUCUUCAUUCUGAUUAGUCCAGAAGGGAUCUGCGGCCGCUUGGCAUACGUCAACGUCUUCGACCGCGUUACUCACGAACCUCCAGAUCCAAACACGCGCAACAACAUUCAAGUUGAACGAACGAGUCAAGAACGCGAGUUCAAGAUUGGCUCUAUCGGAUUCGCGGAUUCGACUGGUAUCCUCUUUGCUUCCAUUUUUGCGGUACCUACCGAGUUGGAACUCUGCAAAGCGCAAAUCAGGAGGGGCAAGUUCCUUUGCAAAGGGCUUGAGACAAGUAGAGAGUUUAUACGCGGGCGUCUAUGUAUAUUUAUUACUAUAUUACCCCCCAUUUUUUUCUGGGAUAGCCUGUCAGAAAAAAAAUUGUACAUUUUGUAG
Molecule: messenger RNA, 1740 nt
Organism: Laccaria bicolor S238N-H82
Lineage: Eukaryota; Fungi; Basidiomycota; Agaricomycetes; Agaricales; Hydnangiaceae
Exons: 9
Coding region: 1-1740 (579 amino acids)
Biological process (GO): regulation of intracellular pH
Cellular component (GO): vacuole; membrane
Source: RefSeq, a predicted model, not a curated record